Molecule: messenger RNA, 703 nt
Organism: Chrysoperla carnea
Lineage: Eukaryota; Metazoa; Arthropoda; Insecta; Neuroptera; Chrysopidae
Exons: 3
Coding region: 149-652 (167 amino acids)
Biological process (GO): negative regulation of smoothened signaling pathway
Cellular component (GO): Golgi apparatus; ciliary membrane
Source: RefSeq, a predicted model, not a curated record
UUUGACGUACGAAUAUGAACUGUCAAAAUAUUAAAUAAUAAAGAUCAAAAAGUUUAUUUACAUUCCAAAAUAUGAAAGCAUUUAAACAAAUCCUAUUUUUAUAAUUUUGAUAAAUUUGUGUAAAAAUUUGUUGGAAUAAACGAAAAGCAUGGAUAAAUUAACAUUAAUAUCGGGAACACUUUUUAUGGCUGCAGAUGUAUUUGCUAUUGUUAGUUUAGCAAUGCCAGAUUGGAUUAUUACAGAUGUUGGAGGUGAUACUCGGUUGGGAUUAAUGUGGACAUGUAUGACAUUAUAUAAUCGACCACAAGUAUGUUUUACACCUGAUUUACAACCAGAAUGGUUGCUUGCAUUGGUUUGUAUAUUUGUUGGAUGCAUAUGUAUUACGACUACAAUUAUAUUAUUGGCUUCAUCACAUUGGGAUCGAAAUGUGGUUCCAUAUGCUAGAUGGGUGGGAUUUACUGCUAUGGUUUUGUUUUGUUUGGCUGCUGUUAUAUUUCCAAUGGGAUUCCAUAUGGAAGAAAUUGGUGGUCAACCCUAUCAAUUACCAAACAGUCAUCAAGUUGGAAUCUCAUAUAUUUUAUUUGUGUUAGCAUUAUGGAUUACAGUUAUUUCUGAAUUGUUUGCUGGAAAAGUUUGUUUACCUCAUUUUUAAGUAUAGGAAUUGAUUCUGUUUAAUAAUUAUUACAACACAUUCCGUGAUACA